Molecule: messenger RNA, 918 nt
Organism: Lethenteron reissneri (Far Eastern brook lamprey)
Lineage: Eukaryota; Metazoa; Chordata; Hyperoartia; Petromyzontiformes; Petromyzontidae
Product: myosin light polypeptide 6-like
Cellular component (GO): myosin II complex
Molecular function (GO): calcium ion binding
Source: RefSeq, a predicted model, not a curated record
CAUAGCCGCCCAACAGAAGGAGCAGCGCAGCCGUCCAUAGACCCGUCCAUAGACCAGGCGACACCUCUCACCCUCCACGCCACCAUGGCCCCGAAGGCGCCGGCGAAGAAGGUGGAGCCCCCGAAGAAGGAGGAGGCGAAGCCGGCUGCUGCUGCUGCCCCUCCGCCGCCACCGGAGCCGCCCAAACCUGCGUUCGAUCUCUCGACCAUCGUGAUUGAAUUCACGCAGGAUCAAAUCGAAGAGUUCCGCGAGGCGUUCUCGCUCUUCGACCGCACGGGAGACAUGAAGAUCACCUACUCGCAGUGCGGGGAUAUCAUGCGCGCCCUGGGGCAGAACCCCACCAACUGCGACGUGAUGAAGGUGCUGGGCAACCCCAAGCCUGAAGAGAUGCUGGUGAAGACGAUGGACUUUGACACGUUCCUGCCCAUGAUGCAGGCCAUCUGCAAGAUCAAGGACCAGGGCUCGUACGAGGACUUCGUGGAGGGCCUGAGGGUGUUCGACAAGGAGGGCAACGGCAGGGUGAUGGGGGCUGAGCUGCGCCACGUGCUCGCCACGCUCGGCGAGCGGCUCACGGAGGAUGAGGUGGAGCAGCUGAUGAGCGGUCAAGAGGACUCGAGUGGCUGCAUCAACUAUGAAGCUUUCAUCAAACACAUCUUGGCUGGCUGAGACUCAAGAAUUGCUCUGCUGGUGUUAACAGAAAGGCUGGAACAGCUCAACCUAUUGCGUCAAUGAAAAUGUUUAAAAUGUCAACCCCCUACGAAACCUGUGUAGUCAUGACGUGCUGAUGAGCAUUAUGGACAUCUUGUCGUGGACAUGUUUUGUGCAUUGUAAAAUGAUGCUGUGUGUUAACGAGUGUCGUGAAAUACAGACAACAAUUACAGUGAUGUACUGGAUUUUUAAAUACAUUUUGAAAAAAUG